Messenger RNA from Arabis nemorensis, 609 nucleotides. Lineage: Eukaryota; Viridiplantae; Streptophyta; Magnoliopsida; Brassicales; Brassicaceae. The record is from the annotation of a GenBank genome assembly.
AUGGUUAAGGCUAAGUUCAAGAGGGUGAAUUACACCGAUGUCGCCCAGGAGAGUCCGAUCCCGGGCAGAGGGGCUUCGGCUAGCGCUCAAGGAGCGCCCACUCACGUCUCUUCGCAGGCCGAGAAGGCCGCUGAAAUUUCUCUCGCUGGGAAGAAGGCUGGAAAACGCGUGGCAGACCCUCCUGCUGAGGCCGCAAAAAAGCUUUCUGAAAAGGAAGUCAUGAAGAAGAGGCCUUCUAAGGCCGCUGCUGAGGGCUCGAAGAAGAAACAGCGCGUCGUGGUAUCGACGCAAAAGUCCGCCUCUGUCGAAGUCGCUGCUACGGGUUCCGAGGAGGGUCAGGCGGCUUAUGAUCUUUCGCAUGCGCUGAGCUAUGCUCCAAUAUCCCUUGCCAGCAUGGAGCACUUCUUUUCUGAGCCCGACGACUUGAUCGAAGCAGAGGCGUAUCAGCUGUUCACGGGGAGUAUAAUGGAGAUGAUCACACAUGGGAAUUUGAUCAUCGAAAAAUACGACUGUCGAUCUCGGGGGCUUUUGAAGAAGCUUGAGGAUUAUCCAAGCGUGAAGAAGGAGGCUAAGAAGGUUCCUGGUCUUGAGAAGAAGGUCGCAGCGUAG